Scomber scombrus (Atlantic mackerel) is the source of this 4279-nucleotide messenger RNA. RefSeq names its product dishevelled associated activator of morphogenesis 2 (gene daam2). Bases 1 to 2943 code for a protein of 980 amino acids. The record is from RefSeq and is a predicted model, not a curated record. Gene Ontology annotation, molecular function: actin binding; small GTPase binding. NCBI's taxonomy places the organism in Eukaryota, Metazoa, Chordata, Actinopteri, Scombriformes, Scombridae. Gene Ontology annotation, biological process: positive regulation of canonical Wnt signaling pathway; regulation of non-canonical Wnt signaling pathway; negative regulation of oligodendrocyte differentiation. The transcript has 22 exons.
AUGGUUCUGGCUCUGGGGGGCACUUCCCAUAAUAAGGAUUUAGAGAAGUACCUUCUGCUGGUUUACCAACUGGCUAUAAUGAUGCAGACCCUAUUUGCCUUUGAUGAGGAGGAAAUGGAAAUGAGGAACAAAGUGGUGGAAGAUCUGAAGACGGCGCUUCGGACUCAACCAAUGAGGUUCGUCACGCGCUUCAUCGAGCUGGACGGCCUCACCUGCCUCCUCAACUUCCUGCGCAGCAUGGACUACGAGACGUCCGAGAGCCGCGUCCACACGUCCAUCAUCGGCUGCAUCAAGGCCCUGAUGAACAACUCGCAGGGUCGCGCGCACGUCCUGGCCCACCCUCAGAGCAUCAACACCAUCUCGCAGAGCCUGCGGACGGAGAACGUCAAGACCAAAGUGGCGGUGCUGGAGAUCCUCGGGGCGGUGUGCCUGGUCCCCGACGGACACAAGAAGGUGCUGCAGGCCAUGGCGCACUACCAGAAAUACGCUGCGGAGAGGACUCGCUUUCAGACGCUGCUGAAUGAGCUGGACAGGAGUACAGGCCGCUACAGAGACGAGGUCAACUUGAAGACUGCCAUCAUGUCUUUUAUCAACGCUGUGCUCAAUGCUGGAGCCGGGGAGGACAACUUGGAGUUCCGCCUCCACUUAAGGUACGAGUUCCUGAUGUUGGGCAUCCAGCCGGUCAUCGACAAGCUUCGAGAGCAUGAGAACGCCACUCUGGAUAGGCAUUUGGACUUCUUCGAGAUGGUGCGGAAUGAGGAUGACUCAGAGUUGGCCAAAAGAUUUGAUCUAACCCAUGUAGAUACUAAAAGUGCAGGUGCCAUGUUUGAGAUGGUCAAGAAGAAGCUGAACCACACAGACUCCUACCCACACCUCCUCUCCAUCCUCCAACACUGCCUGCAGAUGCCCUAUAAGCGUGGUGGAGGCAGCCUGCAGCACUGGCAGCUUCUAGACAGGAUCCUGCAGCAGAUAGUCCUGCAGGACGAAAAGGGAGAGGACCCAGACUUGGCCCCUCUGGACAACUUCAAUGUUAAGAACAUCAUUCGCAUGCUGGUCAAUGAGAAUGAGGUGAAACAGUGGCGAGACCAGGCAGAGAAGUUCAGGAAAGAUCAUGUAGAGCUGCUAGGUAAACUGGAGAGGAAGGAGCGGGAGUGCGAGACCAAGACCCAGGAAAAAGAGGACAUGAUGAAGACUCUGAACAAGAUGAAGGAUAAACUGCAGCGUGAGGGCGUGGAGCUGCGUUCAGCCAGGGAACAAGUCCUGGAUCUGUCAUCACGCAUCAAUGACAUAGCUGGCGGCCCUGUGUCUUUCCCGCCUCCUCCUCCUCCCGGCGCCCCAGUGGCUCCGCCUCCGCCGCCGAUGAUGGGCGGCUUCCCUCCGCCUCCUCCUCCACUACCGUUCAGCUGCCCGCCUCCGCCGCCACCUCCUCCCCCGCCCGGCGGCCCACCUCCUCCACCGGGAGCACCUCCCAUGUUCGGAGCCCCGCCUCCUCCCAUACCCUCUUCUUUCAAUUCAGCAUCCACGCUGCGCUCCAAGUCCAUCCCUCAGCCUUCACAUCCUCUCAAGUCCUUCAACUGGGCUAAACUAGGAGAGAAUUUGAUCAAUGGCACCAUCUGGAAUGACAUUGAUGACCUGAAAGCUUUCAAGAUCCUCGACCUCAAAGACAUAGAGAAGAUGUUCUCAGCCUAUCAGAGACAGCAGAAAGAGACGGGCUCUAUGGACGACAUAUACGUCAGCACGAGGAAGGUCAAAGAGCUGUCGGUCAUCGAUGGCCGACGUGCACAAAAUUGUGUCAUCCUGCUUUCAAAGUUAAAAAUGAGCAAUGAAGAGAUCAAGAGGGCGAUCCUGGAGAUGGAUGAGAGAGAAGAGUUAGCCAAAGAUAUGUUGGAGCAGCUGCUGAAGUUUAUCCCUGAGAAAAGUGACAUUGAUCUCUUGGAAGAGCACAAACACGAGCUGGAGCGCAUGGCACGGGCCGAUCGCUUCCUCUUUGAGAUGAGCAGAAUUGACCACUACCAGCAGAGACUGCAGGCACUGUUCUUUAAGAAGAAGUUUGCAGAGCGUCUCGCUGAAACCAAGCCUAAGGUGGAAGCCAUCCUGAACGCGUCCAGGGAGGUGGUUCGGAGCAAUAGGCUGACUCAGAUGCUGGAGGUGGUGCUGGCCUUCGGCAACUUCAUGAACAAGGGCCAGAGGGGCAACGCCUACGGCUUCAAAGUCUCCAGCCUCAACAAGAUCGCAGACACCAAGUCCAGCAUAGACAGGAGCAUCACCAUGUUGCACUACCUGAUCAUGAUCUUUGAGAAGAACUACCCUGACACGCUGCACAUCCAGCGGGACCUCAACAGUGUACCAGAGGCCGCAAAAGUCAAUUUGUCAGAGUUGGAAAAAGAGGUGCACAGUAUCAAAAGUGGACUGAAGGCUCUCGAGGCGGAGCUGCACUACCAGCAGAGCAGGACGAGGGAACGCGGGGAUAAGUUUGUGGCUGUGAUCGGUGACUUCAUCACCGUGGCCGGCUUCAGCUUCUCCGAACUGGAAGACCAGCUGAGCGAAGCCAAGGACAAGUUUACCAAAUCUCUGAAGCACUUUGGGGAAGAAGAGGGCCGAAUGCAGCCCGACGAGUUCUUUGGGAUCUUCGACACGUUCUUGCAGUCGUUCAGCGAAGCAAGGCAAGACCUGGAGAACAUGCAGCGACGCAAGGACGAAGAGGAGAGGAGGGCACGGAUGGAGGCCAUGCUCAAGGAGCAGAGGGAGCGGGAACGGCGAUCCAAGAAGAGCGGUGCCUCAGACGAGGUUGGCGGCGAGUUCGACGACCUGGUGUCGGCGCUGCGUUCCGGCGAGGUCUUCGACAAGGACCUGAACAAGUUCAAGCGCAACCGCAAGCGCUCCGUCAACCAGCUGGUGGAGGGCGGCGGCCGCGAACGAGCUGUCACCAAGGUCAACUACUAGUUCGGGGAAAAGGAAGGAGAAAUUAAAAAAACAAAAAACAUACACACUAGACACCUAAAUUCUGCCGUGGUGUAGAUCUCUUAACACCUUUAGUCCAGGUUCUGGAACAGUGACCAUUGACAUUGGAGAGGAUGUAAAUAACGGCCGGACUGGACAUGUUGAGACAUGUAAUGGCAGCCACGUCGUUCUGAAGGAUGCCACGCUCUCCUCUGAUUGGUCUUGUAAAGCUAUUCCCAAACCGUAUGUCCCGGACGUUGUACGAUCUCCUGAGCUGGACACAAGGCAGUUGGGAUGGACGGAUGGACAGACAGACCACUGUGACACAUUAUCCCAUGUCUUUGACCAUAUCCUUUAAACACUGUGCUCAAGUUUCUCGCUUUCUAUCACUCCCUGUUUCACACUGCUCUUUUUUUUUGUCCACACAACCCCUUUGCUGUUCCACAGUAAGUUCUCUGGUGCUGGAGCAGCCCUGUCUGUUGCUAUCUGGCUCUGAAACACAGGGGUAUUGGGAUCAACCAGUCACACUGUACAUAAACGUGAAGCCGAGAGAAAGGGUUGGAAAAAGGACUCUGAAGCUCUUCCAUGGCUGGUUUAAAAAACAGGGGAAAAAAAGAAGUUGGGAUGGAGGAAAUAAGCCAUACCUCCACUGUCAAGGUCGCUUCAAGUGUCCAACAGAUGUAAAAGAGAUCUUUCAGCGACGGAAUGGAUGGAUGUUCAUGAACUUCCUUUACUGCAAAGUAGGGCGUAGAGUGUGAACGACAGAGGAAGGAUACAGCCGGGGGUUACUCGACAGGGCGUUAUCGUUCAUCCCAGUGGCCUCCUCCAGCACACAGCAUUCCCAGGGAGGACGCACGUACAUCUCCAGCUGCGAUUUCAGAGGAUACAUCUCUUCUCAAGGAAAAAAAACAGCUUGAUCCACCUGAAAAAAUGAGGACUGUGCCACAAGGUGUCACGAAUCACUUCCGCUCUUCAAUGGUUUCAUUGUUCUGGCAUUAACCAGUGCCAAAGCAAAGAGGAAGCAAAUGUAAAUGUAUUAAUACAAAAAACAUACUGCAAUUAGGCGUUUAUAUUUAUAUUUAGAUGCAGACAAGCUAAUUGCAAAGAUGUUGAGGGUGGUUUUUUUUGUAUGUUUUCAUGGCAUUUUGGGUUUUGUACUCGCAAUGCAUUAUUCAUAGGUGUUGCAAGUUCACAUUGCUGUUGAAGUGAAUUUAUAUACAUUUUGCGCUUUAUGUAAAAAAAAAAAAAAGAUAUUUGCUUGUCCGUUUCACACCUGUAUGUCUUCAUUUGCACUGUAGCUUUUCUGACUAACUUUACACUCGCAGGUUUUUAAGUCCAC